Molecule: messenger RNA, 1306 nt
Organism: Frankliniella occidentalis (western flower thrips)
Lineage: Eukaryota; Metazoa; Arthropoda; Insecta; Thysanoptera; Thripidae
Product: trypsin beta
Biological process (GO): proteolysis
Molecular function (GO): serine-type endopeptidase activity
Source: RefSeq, a predicted model, not a curated record
GUGGCAGUGCCAUAUCGCCCUUCAUCGUGGGCGGCGACGACGCCGACCUGGGACAGUUCCCCGAACUGGUCUCCAUCCAGGCGGGCUACGGCGACACUGAAUACCAGCACCUGUGCGGGGGCUUCCUCAUCGACCAGCAGUGGGUGCUGACGGCGGGCCACUGCCUGGACCAGGUCGACCCCGCCGCCCUCACCAUCCUGGCCGGCACCGUGGACCUGGCCUCGCCGGCCUCCACGGCCAUCCGCGUACCCAUCGCCGGCUACGAGAUCCACGAGGACUACGACCCGGACGCAGCGACGCUGCCGCACGAUAUCGCGCUCAUCAACCUGGCCUCUCCGAUCGCACUCAACGACAACGUCCUGGUGGCGUCGCUCCAGAACGUGUCCCCGAAGGACGGCGACCUCGUGACGGUGGCUGGCUGGGGGCAGACCAACAACGACCUGGUCGUCUCCAGCAACACGCUCGAGUACACCAACCUCAACGUGCUGAGUAGAACCGCGUGCCAGGCGCCACUCCAGGGCUACGCCACGAUCCGCGACGACCAGAUCUGCGCCGCGGCCACGUCGGGGCUGCACGCCGAGUGCAAGGGCGACUCCGGCGGCGCGCUAUUCGCCGACGGCUUCGUCGUUGGAAUCGUGUCCUGGUCCAAGAAGCCGUGCGGCUCGUAUCCGGGCGUCUUCACCAGCAUCCCCAAACACUACAGCUGGAUCAGGGACAAGUCGGGUCUCGAGAACCUGUGAACACGAGUAAUAAUAUAAGUGAAAAUUUUCAGAACAUGGCCAGAUUUUGCAUCAUUUCCGCAGAACUAAAAUUUUUGUUCGAAACGUUUCCUUAGUGUGUUAAAACAGUCAAAAAUGAACCUUCGAUUGUUCCCUGAAAACGGCAAGCCUUUUUUGGCGACAGGAGAUGAAUAUACUCCGCCCCUGGAACUGCGUGGGGUAUCGCUGGGCGCGGGGUAUUUCCGCAACGAGGAUUGGCGCACCCGCCCCCGGGGCCCCACCGCAAUUACUCCUCAUUACGAAUCAAAUUUAUAGGGGUCACUCCCAACGCCGGGGCGGUAUAGGGCCUCGCGUGGUCCCGGGCUAAGCCGGGGAGGAUAUCGUAGAAUGCCCCGUUAACUUUUCACAUCGUUUGUAAAACAAAAGCAAACUUUGUGACUACUUCUUCCACCGUACCUCAAGUUAUGGCGUAGACUUUUAAUUGAACCCAAUAGUGUUGGCUAAGUACAAAAUCGAUCUAGUUCGACUUUAAUUUUUAUACUAUCUCUCUUUUUCUUAUCCGAGUAAACGGUUUUCUUUCCUUGGCA